AUGACAGCCAGAAAAGUGUGUGCAAUCUUCUUCAUUGGGUUUCUUUGCAUUGCUUUGCUUUUGAGUUCAGGUCAAGCUGCGGAAACGAGGGUCUAUCAAGGGCCUUGUUCGGAUUUCCCAGACUGCAAUCGAACUUGCAUUGAAAGAAAAUUUCCUGAAGGUGGAAAAUGUGUUAAACCAGGCCGCGAUGUAAUUGUGUUUGAAGUCAAGCUGCGGAAACGAGGGUCUAUCAAGGGCCUUGUUCUGAUUUCCCAGACUGCAAUCGAACUUGCAUUGAAAGAAAAUUUCCUGAAGGUGGAAAAUGUGUUAAACCAGGCCGCGGUGCGCCUCUUGCUUGCUGCUGCAUAA
Ilex paraguariensis (yerba mate) is the source of this 348-nucleotide messenger RNA. NCBI's taxonomy places the organism in Eukaryota, Viridiplantae, Streptophyta, Magnoliopsida, Aquifoliales, Aquifoliaceae. The record is from the annotation of a GenBank genome assembly.